AUGCUCUCUUGGUUAAAUGGUGAUUCAGCAAAUGUUUUUUCCUUUCCGUCUAAACCAGAGGUAACAAUUUUGAAGGAACCACAAAGUUCUGACUCUCCUAUUAUUGUUGAUGGUAUUAAAUUAUUUUCAUACAAGGAUAUACUUGCCAUUCGUGAGGAAAUAGCAAACGAGGAGGAUUAUGAAAUUCUCUAUGAGGAACCUGAAAAUUAUCGUAAAAUGUUCAUCAAGAAGAGAGGAGAGGGUUCAACAGGUGAAAUUAAACGACACAAAUAUACUAGAACAAAUUUUCCAUCCUCUCCAAAGGAAAUGUUUGUUGCUGUUAGGGAUUUUGAGAGGAGAAAGAGUUGGGAUGACAGACUGGAGGAGAGAAAUGUCAUGAGAGUUUUUAAAUUUACUGAUAAGGAAACUGGUAAAGUUGUUAUCAAUUCAAUUGAGAGAACUGCACAUAAGGGUGCUUUUCCUGUUCAAGGAAGAGAUUUCAUAUCUCUUACUGGUGUUGUUAUUAUGAAUGAAAAUCACUACUUGACUCGUUCUCAUGCCCUCGAAUACAGUUUACUUCCAUACGCCACAAAUGGAAAUAAGAAGGAAAAUCCACCUCCUCUUCCACAAGAUAAAUAUGGACCUUCUGAGGGUUUCAAUGGUUACAUUAGAGGUUGUAACAAGUUUUUUGCAAAUGAAUGUUUUGGAAAUGAAACAACAACUACUUACACAACAGUUUUAGAGACUGAUGUUCGUGGUUGGGUUCCAUCAACAGUUUAUAAUUGGUUUGUAAAAUUUAUUCCUGCCAAUGGUGAAGUCAAUCUAGGAAAAGGAUUGGAAUGGAGAAGGACAAACUCAAUUUCAAACGAAUUGAAUGAUUUUUAUUAUAAUAUUGAUUCACCAUUGUUUAAAUAG
Molecule: messenger RNA, 894 nt
Organism: Naegleria gruberi
Lineage: Eukaryota; Heterolobosea; Eutetramitea; Acrasida; Naegleriidae
Exons: 3
Coding region: 1-894 (297 amino acids)
Molecular function (GO): lipid binding
Source: RefSeq, a predicted model, not a curated record